AUGUGUAUGUUUGCAGUGGACCUGACGAACGGCCAACUCACACCGAAUAACAACACACCGCUGCUCGCGCAGGCUCUCUCAGUAAUGAACAACUAUCAGGCGGCAGCAGCAGGCUUUGGGCCUCCAGCGUCACCUCACACGGCCGGAGGACGGGCAGGAUUUCCAACUGCUAGUUCGCCAGGACCAGCGCUAGACGUCUACGGAUCUGCAGCAGACAGCGUCGGAUACGUACAAGCAGCGAGUCCCCAGCCCUCUGGAUUCCCAGCCAUCGCUGUGAGCCGUGCACCCCUUAAUUACACCCCGGGACCGCUGAUUCCUGCGGCCUUCACCAACGGAUACCAUUGA
Pieris macdunnoughi is the source of this 345-nucleotide messenger RNA. The record is from the annotation of a GenBank genome assembly. Lineage: Eukaryota; Metazoa; Arthropoda; Insecta; Lepidoptera; Pieridae.